Messenger RNA from Penicillium taxi, 1296 nucleotides. RefSeq names its product TFIIH/NER complex subunit SSL1. Gene Ontology annotation, biological process: DNA-templated transcription; regulation of transcription by RNA polymerase II; nucleotide-excision repair. Gene Ontology annotation, molecular function: zinc ion binding. The record is from RefSeq and is a predicted model, not a curated record. The transcript is spliced from 3 exons. Bases 1 to 1296 code for a protein of 431 amino acids. NCBI's taxonomy places the organism in Eukaryota, Fungi, Ascomycota, Eurotiomycetes, Eurotiales, Aspergillaceae. Gene Ontology annotation, cellular component: transcription factor TFIIH holo complex; transcription factor TFIIH core complex.
AUGGCCGAUUCGGAUGAGGACUAUGCCGGUGAGGUCACCGAGGAUGAGGAUGACCUUCAGGUCAACACAGGUGGCGUGAGCACUAGGAAAAGAAAGCAGCGUGGAGGCGCAGAGUGGGAGCUCGCCAGAACCUGGGAGACCUUAGUCGAGGGCGCAGAUGGUACCAUUACCUCGACUGUCGAUGGAUUAUUAGAGGCUGGAAAGCGCAAGAGGUUGCUAAAAGAUACGACUCCUCUGCAGCGCGGCAUUAUUCGACAUCUCAUCUUAAUCCUCGAUCUUUCCCAGUCAAUGUCCGAGAAGGACAUGCGCCCAAAUAGAUACCUAUUGACUCUUCGCUAUGCCCAAGAGUUUGUACGGGAGUUCUUUGAACAAAAUCCCAUUUCCCAGCUCGGUGUGUUGGGCCUUAGAGAUGGGCUUGCCAUUCGAGUCAGCGAAAUGAGCGGCAAUCCAACCGAACACCUUACAGCGAUCCAGGAACUCAAAACAGAAGAUCCUAAGGGUCUUCCAAGUCUGCAAAAUGGUCUUGAGAUGGCACGUGGUGCUCUAUUUCACACUCCCAGCCAUGGCACAAGAGAGAUCCUUGUCAUUUUUGGCUCCCUUCUAUCCUCCGAUCCUGGCGACAUCCAUCGAACAAUCGACACAUUAAUCAGCGACAAAGUCCGAGUCCGCAUCGUCGGCCUCGCCGCGCAGGUCGCUAUCUGCCGCGAGUUGUGCACCAGAACCAAUGGAGGAGAUGAAACAGCAUACGGAGUGGCGCUUCAUGACCAGCACUACCGGGAUUUAAUGAUGGAUGUAACCACACCCCCCGCCGCAUAUUCACAAAAACAAUCGUCAAGCUCAUUAUUGAUGAUGGGGUUCCCCUCCCGCACUGUGGAGGCAGCCCCUUCUCUCUGCGCAUGCCACUCUAAGCCCUCUCGUGGUGGAUAUCUCUGCUCGCGAUGUGGCAGCAAAGUGUGCAGUUUGCCCGCCGAAUGUCCUUCUUGCGGGCUUACUCUGAUUCUUUCGACCCAUCUUGCACGUUCAUACCACCACUUGUUCCCCCUGAUCAACUGGAAUGAGGUACCGUGGCGCCGAGCCUGGCGUAGCUCUGCCUGUUUUGCUUGUGGUCUGGCAUUCCCCUCUGUGCCCCCAGAGGAUCAAUGGCAGGCCGCAGAAAACCAGACAAAAGGAAUGAGUGUGAGUAGUCGCUACGAGUGCACGGCGUGCCAUAACUAUUUCUGUAUCGAUUGCGAUCUUUUUGCCCAUGAAGUAGUGCAUAAUUGUCCAGGAUGCCAGAGCAAAAGCACUCGACGGUGA